UCACAAAGCUCAAUAAGGUAAGAAAGAAGAGAUGAGAGCGGGACUGAGUCCCAAUCCCAUUUGUCCGUUGAGUUUUUGAAUUUCAAACAUAGAAAUCCAAUAAAUUUCACAAACAAAACAAAAAAGACUUACUCUUUUAUUAUUAUUGCUAUCAAUUUCCAUUGGUUCAGUUCAGUAAAACCAACUCUUUCUUUCUCUCUCUCUCUCCCACAUUCCCACACUUCCCACUAAAGACACUCACCCACUCUCUCUAUAUCUCUUAAAAAACACACAUUUUUACUUUAAAGUUUCGAUCUUUGAGUCUAUUUCCCUUUUACAAACAAAACCCUUUUGAAUUUUCAUUCCUCCUCUACUGUUGAGCAAAAAAUGGGAGCUUCAGGAAAAUGGGUUAAAGCUUUUAUAGGUUUGAAGAAGCCAGAGAAAGAAGAACAUGACAAGGUUGUUGUUAAGAGCAAAAAAUGGAGACUUUGGAAGAGUUCUUCAGGGGAUAUGGGGUCUGCUUGGAAAAGCUUUAAAGGGAUUCAAAGAGCUGGUUCCGAAGGCUCUGCUUCUCCUCGUUUGGCUAAUAAUCAUAAUGCUUUUUCUGCUGCCAUGGCUACUGUUGUUAGAGCUCCUCCUAGAGAUUUUAGGGUUGUUAGACAAGAAUGGGCUGCCAUUAGGAUUCAAACUGCUUUUCGUGGAUUUUUGGCAAGAAGGGCUUUGAGGGCCUUAAAAGGAAUAGUAAGGCUUCAAGCAUUAGUUCGAGGCCGACAAGUGAGGAAGCAAGCUGCUGUGACACUGAGGUGUAUGCAGGCCCUUGUUAGAGUUCAAGCUCGUGUUAGAGCUCGUCGUGUGAGGAUGUCUAUGGAAGGCCAAGCUGUGCAGCAAAUACUCGACGAGCAUCGCAGCAAGGCUGACCUUCUCAAACAAGCUGAGGAAGGUUGGUGUGAUAGCAAGGGAACAUUAGAUGAUGUUAAAACCAAGUUACAUAUGAGGCAAGAAGGAGCUUUUAAGAGGGAGAGAGCCAUUGCAUACUCACUAGCUCAAAAGCAAUGGAGAUCAAUCCAAGACUCGAAUUCUCGAUCAACUUGCUCGGGCUAUUCUUUAAGGAAUCAAGAGUUUGACAAGAGUAGCUGGGGAUGGAGUUGGUUAGAGCGUUGGAUGGCGGCGAAACCAUGGGAGACCAGACUAAUGGAACAAUCUCAACCCAUUGACCCUUCUGAGAUCACUCCUACUACAAAGAAUUGUUUAGAUUCCAAACGAUCGAAAUCUUUUGAACCAUCUUCGGUUAAAGUUAGAAGGAACAAUGUGACAACAAGGAUUUCGGCUAAACCUCCUACUCAUCAUCAUCAAAUGGGGCAAGCUACUCGCUCAUCCUCGAGUCCUAGUUCUGAAUUUCGGUAUGAUGAGAGCUCAGCUUCCUCCUCAUUCUGCACGUCUACAACUCCUAUUUCGGGGAACACAACAAUGUUGGCUUCGGAUAGAACAGAUGACAGCAGUUGCAGCAGACCGAGUUACAUGAACUUAACCGAGUCUACUAAAGCGAAACAAAGGCUGUAUAACCAACAACAACAACAGCAGCAACAGCAGCCAACUCAUAGAAUUAGGCAAUCAAUGGAUGAGUUUCAGUUUAUGAAGAAAUCAGGUGUUUUCUCUAAUGGUGAUUCGAAAAGCAUUGCUGGUUCUGAACAUUCCUCUAAGCCACUCCAUUUAUCAGCUCAGUUGGAUAGGAACAACAUGAAACUUAGGUGAAAGAAAGAUCACUUGGCUUCAAGAUCAACAACUUGUUGUUUCUUUUUAAUCUUUUGUUUUUGAUUGUGUAUUUAAGUAUUUUUGUGGAAGUUGUUUUCCCAAAAAACAGAUGAGAGUCUUCCUUAGGAUUAAAUAUUGUCUUUAAUUAUAGUUUGUAGUUUGUACAAUAGUUCAUUUAUGAUCAUGAUUAAAUAUUGUCUACCA
Cannabis sativa is the source of this 1935-nucleotide messenger RNA. Its product is annotated as protein IQ-DOMAIN 6. The coding region runs from base 367 to 1731 and encodes 454 amino acids. Gene Ontology annotation, molecular function: protein binding. The transcript has 5 exons. The record is from RefSeq and is a predicted model, not a curated record. Lineage: Eukaryota; Viridiplantae; Streptophyta; Magnoliopsida; Rosales; Cannabaceae.